GAGUAACAACAGCAGGAGGAGCAGGAGUAACAGCAGCACAAUGCAACAAUGAAACUAUUUAUCAUUGUUUAAUGUGACUUUUCCUCUUUUUCCCUCAACAUGGAGACACAUGGGACUGUGUGAAAGGUUGCCAUGGAAACGCUGCCGAUAGGUUGGACGGUGCGUCCCUGUGACCAGGAGACAGACGGGACAGGAGACACCAACACACACGUCCAGGAUCUGUUUCAUGAAGAUGCACAGUCCAGCCAGCCCUGGUGGAGGAUCAAGGUGUUUGUGUGGGAGCCGGUCCUGUUCGGUACCUGGGACGGAGUCUUCACCACCUGCAUGAUCAACAUCUUCGGGGUGGUUCUGUUCCUGAGGACCGGAUACCUGGUGGGGAACACAGGUGUGCCUCUGGGGAUGUUCCUGGUGUCCCUGGUUGUUCUGGUUGCCUUGGUGACGGUGAUGUCGGGGAUCGGAGUGUGUGAGCUCUGUGGAGUGGGAAGUGGAGGAAUCUACUCCAUGAUCUCCACGGUGCUGGGGGGACGGCUGGGGGGCACCGUGGGGCUGCUCUAUGUGUUUGGACAGUGUGUAGCGGGAGCGAUGUACAUCACGGGUUUCUCUGAGUCGGUGGCGGAGCUGCUGGGGCUGCAGGCUCAGUGGGCGGUGCGCGGCAUGUCUGCGGCGGUGCUGCUGGCGCUGCUGGGGAUCAACCUGGCCGGGGUCAAGUGGAUCGUCAGGCUGCAGCUGCUGCUGCUCGCCGUGCUCGCUGUCUCCACGCUGGACUUCGUCAUCGGCACCUUCACACACCUGGACCCUGAUCACGGGUUCAUCGGUUAUUCAGCCCGGCUGCUCAGCAGCAACACGCUGCCAGACUACACACCAGGAGAAACCUUCUUCACCGUCUUUGGAGUCUUCUUCCCUGCUGCUACAGGGGUUAUGGCAGGCUUCAACAUGAGCUCAGACCUUCAGCGGCCUGAACACAACAUCCCUGUGGGAACACUGGCAGCUGUCUUCACCUCGUGGUUCCUGUAUCUGGUCUUUGUCUUCCUCCUGGGGGCCAUCUGCACCAGAGAAGCUCUGCGCUACGACUUCUUGAUCGCUGAAAAGGUCUCCUUGGUGGGCUUCCUCUUUCUGCUGGGCCUCUACGUCUCCUCUCUGGCCUCCUGCAUGGGCGGCCUGUACGGAGCUCCCAGGAUCCUCCAGUGCAUCGCCCAGGAGAGGGUCAUCCCCGCGCUGGCCUUCCUGGGACGAGGGAAAGGCCCUAACAGGACCCCGGUGGCAGCCAUCUGUCUGACCAGCCUGGUGACCAUGGCCUUCAUCUUCAUCGGUCAGGUCAACGUGUUGGCGCCCAUCGUCAGCAUCAACUUCAUGCUCACCUACAGCUUCAUCGACUACUCCUACUUCAGCGUGGCCAUGACCUCCCAGCUGCAGAACAAAGAGAAAACUGAGAAAAGACCCAACCAGCGAGGCUCCACCAGGCAGAGCUCCAGACCUCUGAUCCAGGCAGCUCUACCCAGCUAUGGUAGCGGAGGAGGAGGAGGUCCUCAGGGUAAAGGCACUCUGCUGGAGUUCACCAAGGACAUGGACCAGAUCUUUCCCCCCGUGGCCAACGUUGAGAAGAUCUCCUCGGUGCAGGAGCCCAGCAGUAGACACAAGGGAAGGAAGGCUAAAGUCACCACAAAGCAGAAGCUGAUGGACAGCUUCGGCUUGGACCUCAACAGGAACAUGUUCUCAGAGGAGAAAGAGGAGGAGGAGAUGAGGAGUUCAGCUCCUCCACAUGAGGAAGAUGAAGAGGAGCCCAGAGCUCAAGAAGAACCACAAAGUUCAAAAGUCCAACAUGAUGAGCAGGAUUCUUCUGCUGAGCCUCAAAAUCACAACACAGGUUCUGGAGGUAAAGCAGAGCAGCAGAGCGUUGAGAUCAAACCCAUCCAGGAUUCACCGUACGCAAAGUUCUGCAACCACUGGGUCGCUCUCAUCGGGGCAUUCACCUCCAUAUUGAUCAUGUUUGUUAUUGAUUGGACGUACGCUUUAGCAAACAUUGUCUUCGCCCUGCUGCUCUUCUUCUACAUCGGGAAAACAAACCCUGGACUCCCUAUAGGUAUCGCAGCUCGAUUCAGCUUUUUCAAGUGGCUCAAAUCAACAUUGAAGAGCAUUUGCAGGAGUAAAGGGUCUCCUCAGGAUGAGAUGGUGGUGACCCCGUCUCUGUCUGGAGUCGGCCUGAAAACCAAACAGCUGACGGAGGAAAACGCCGACUUUGCUUCUCGUCACCGUUAUCACCAAUCAUCGUUCAUCAUCAGCGGAGACAUGGUUCAACCACGACUCCACUGACACACUCAAACACUGAAACACUCAAACACUGUUACGGGUCGCCGCUCGGAGCCUGAAAACACAUUUUCUGCCUCAAACCGCCUCAUGUUUCUCCACGAGCCACUUUCUGCACAUAUUAUUAUAUUUAAUAGACAUUUAGUUGGUCAGAUAAUUUAAUUCUUCUAUAAACGUAAGCUGAAAUCAUAGUUUUUUAUUUUGUUUUAAUACUAUUUUGAUAAAUCACAAUCUUUGUGUUAAUGAUUUUGUUGACUGUUCUGCUGAGUCACUUCCAAGAAGUGCAGCCGCCUUGUUGCUCAUCCAGCUCAGAUAUCCUGUGUACAUGUGACACAAAGGGUUCAUUAAAAUAUCUUAGUUCA
Molecule: messenger RNA, 2666 nt
Organism: Centropristis striata (black sea bass)
Lineage: Eukaryota; Metazoa; Chordata; Actinopteri; Perciformes; Serranidae
Gene: slc12a8
Product: solute carrier family 12 member 8
Exons: 14
Coding region: 133-2310 (725 amino acids)
Biological process (GO): chloride transmembrane transport; cell volume homeostasis; chloride ion homeostasis
Cellular component (GO): membrane
Molecular function (GO): potassium:chloride symporter activity
Source: RefSeq, a predicted model, not a curated record